AUGCAGGGCAUCCUUAAGACACCGAGGCUCGCAGUGGAAGCCUCCUUCCCAGGCUGCUUGGACGUUGAGGCAUAUGAAGUCCACUUUGGCCUGCUGUCUAUCGGAAGCAGCCAGAGCACUCAAGCUAACGGAGUCUUCCGCCGCGGUCCCCGCUGGGCGAAGAAGGUUAUGCGAAUCAGCUUCGCGGCUCUGAGAUUCAUCGUCGCGACAGGCAUCGAAUCCUUCGUGGCGAUGAGCGCUCUGGUUGCCGCCCUGUUUUGCGUGUGCAACAACAUCAUUUUCCCAAUCGUGGCGUUUCACUACUGCAAAGUGAAGAAGGUCGGACCCUGCAGGAAAGUUCUACAUGGGCUAGUCCUGGUGUAUGGCCUCUUCAUCAUGAUUUUCGGCACGAUCGCUGCUGCACAGAGCCUUUCCCCAUCGGCCGAUGGGGCCCCUGGCGAGAAGCUCCGUCCCGGACUCUCGGCCGAGUGCUUGGCCGAGGUCAACAAGAUGAACCUGACGGCACGGUGA
Molecule: messenger RNA, 510 nt
Organism: Symbiodinium sp. CCMP2592
Lineage: Eukaryota; Dinophyceae; Suessiales; Symbiodiniaceae
Source: the annotation of a GenBank genome assembly